GGGCUCCUCCCCGGGCAGCCGCGGUUGCCAGGCGGAACCCCGCGGGCCAGCAGCCGCUGCUGUGCGGGUCCGGAGCCUCCCGCUCCCCUCCGCCGCUGAGAUUCCAGAUAGCCAUUGUGCCUACAUACUCCAUGAUGGGACCUUUCAGAGGACACAUGAGUCUCAAAAGUAGCCCUUUUUCUCCAGGGCUUUCCUGCAAGCUCUCCAACCAGUACAUCAUUCAAGAUCACAUGGCUGCUCAUUACAAGAAGCUGAUGUCAGCCAAAGCUGCUGUUGAUUCAUCUGCACCAAAGAGUCUGCAUACCAGUGUUAAAUACAAGGAUCAGCAGAAAAGAGACAGACUAAUUCAAGCCCUUGAGAAAUACAAGAAGCACCUUGCACAUGGUGUUCCCGCCUCACCACUGAACUCCAGAAGUGCUUCUUCAAGACAGCAGAAGGAGAGCUGCUCACUGUUAGAAAAUGGUCAUCUGUAUCUGAUGCCUGGUCAAAACAACUGUUCCAGGACAAAGAAAGAGCAACCCCACUCUGUAUCUAUUCAGAAGCUCACUUCAAGGACUCUGAUGCCAGCUCCUACUGCAGGAAAGAACAUCCAAAAUACUGCUCAGCAUGCUUUGUCUCAAACUCCUGCUCCCAACUCUAGGACAGAGAGAUCACCUGUUUCACCACUUCUGCAGUCACGCAUGCAUUUAGGCAGUCACAACAGGAAGAAGGCAAUUCAAACCUCUGUUAAUAAAACAUACUCUGGGGACCUCCUUGACAAACAUUUAAAUUACUUCACAGCAAAGGGGCAGCGUUUUACAACUCAAAUCUUAAAGACAUCAAACCAAUCUUUUCUUGUAAACUAUAGGUAUUAUAAUCCUCCUCCUCCAAAAAAGGGCUCCUCCCCUGGCAGACCAUCACUUAAAUCAGCAGACAUCAAUGAUGGAAAGAAAAGAGACUUGCACAGGUACUUUGCUUAUACCUAA
Messenger RNA from Neopsephotus bourkii (Bourke's parrot), 965 nucleotides. Its product is annotated as spermatogenesis-associated protein 7 homolog. The record is from RefSeq and is a predicted model, not a curated record. Gene Ontology annotation, biological process: protein localization to photoreceptor outer segment; microtubule cytoskeleton organization; protein localization to photoreceptor connecting cilium. Gene Ontology annotation, cellular component: ciliary basal body; rod photoreceptor outer segment; axoneme. Lineage: Eukaryota; Metazoa; Chordata; Aves; Psittaciformes; Psittacidae. The transcript is spliced from 6 exons. The coding region runs from base 132 to 965 and encodes 277 amino acids.